AUGGAUGUGAAGUGUGAAAAUUUACAGAAUGAUGAGUUCCCCCUGACUAUUCUACAUUUCAAUGAAGACCUUCUUGUGCCUGAGAUUGGUAGCACUGUUGUUAUCAGCGAAAAUCAGACCGAAAGUGUUUGCGAUUCACCUUCAAAAAUAUGGACAGGCAAACGAGUGCUCUGUUCCUUUUCGGCUAAUAAUGCUGAUCUAGAUGAUUAUCCUUUCCACGCUGUUACCUAUGGAGAGCCGGGGGAGUUGUACGGAUUGCCCUAUAAUGAUCAUAAUUAUGCAAAAGUAUGGGAGGAAGAAUCAAACAGUGACAACCAAUUGGCCUUAUUGGCUAAAGUUGCACUGUCAAGGAAAGAGAGCACUGAUGUUGAAAUCCAGCGGUCAGAUUCGUCUGGCAACGGUAACAUGUCGAAUUCCACUGAAGUGAUUUCAAGUCCUGGUUACCGGAGCCCCAGUGUGCCUCAUGUGACGAUUAUUAAAACUCCAUUCUUGAAUCAGAAUUAUCAAACAUCCUCGUCGAUCCAGCAGAAGCUCUCUGGGCCCACGUGCAAGGUCGCGACCUCGAAUGGCCGGACUAUACUUCUUACGCCAAGUCGUGGAAAUUUGGGUGCUUCAGUCCAAAUCCAUCGUGUAUCCUCUGUUAACACAUCUCAGGUCCUUCUGAGGACAGAUUUUGCUUCUACUGGUGUUGGAAAUGUUUCUAAUGGUAUUUCGUCUACUUUCAACGGGUCUAUUCGCUGUAUUUGCGGUUUUACUCGUGAUGAUGGUUGUCUGGUUCAGUGCACGAAUUGCAAAAUUGUGUCACCCAUGCCGUUAAAUAACUCACUUGAAAUGUUCCUUUGUUUUGGUUUAGAACUGAAGUCUCGUGAGGAUAAUUGGUUGGCUGAAGUUAUGCGUCGUAUUGAACGUAUGGAAAAGAAGCGCAAGAAAAAUCCCACAAAGAAGCCGAAAGUGGACAUAGAUAAUAAAUCCGUGGAACCGGAACCUGAACUACACCCUCCAAAGCCUCUUUUUCCUGAUCAACAUGAAGAUAAAAAACAAGUGGAAGUGAAGGAGGAGAUUCCCCUUAAAUCAGAUGAGGCACUCAAGGGGGAGUUGUUAGUUGUUCCAAAAAAGGCACUACGAAAGCCGGCUUCUUCAGCUUCUACUGGAUCUCAUCCACCUACAACUCCACUGUCUCGUGAAGACCGUUGGAUGCAGUGGCAGAUUCAACGAAUCGCUGAAAUGGAGUCUUCUGACGCUCCCGCUGGUGACCAUCUUCAGCACCAAUCGACCAGUGGUUCUUCUAUAAAGCAGCGGCGACGUUGCAGCAGUGGAGCAAAGUCUUCCCUUCCGCGCCGUUCUCCACAGAAGAAGGAGACGUCUGAUCGUGGCACUGAUGGUGCGGGAGGCGAGGCGGAGUGCAGUUUGAUUGUUUAUAAGCGUCGAGAACAAGACCCAAUGGCGAAGUUCAGUCGUUCACGUACGGGCAACCAUCACCGUCAGCAGCAAAAUUUUCUAAACAGAUCGUACAGUCUGGUGGAGAGCUUUGUGGAUGAAGAUUUGCCUGCUGGUGGAGAACUUCUUGAUGAUCAUAGUGGUGUUGUUGGGGCGAACGGAGCCUCGAAUUUCAAUGACCCCAGCUGCUCCAAUGCAGUUCCAUCUGUCGGUUCCUCUUCUCCACCCAAACCCUCUAAAAAGCGAUGGCUUUCGCAGGGUAUCGUCAUUAUAAUUGUCUUGAAUAUUCUUGAUACUCCAUAUUUUUCCCAACCAUUUGCUUUGAAAACUGUGCUAUGCAUCCAUGUUCGAUCGCUUACGAGUGUGCAUACUAGUGAGUACUGGGCUCUGAUGGAGGAAGAUCAACAACAUCAGCAAAAUCCUCCUAGCCGGACAACACCAUCGCCUGUGGACUCACUAACUCCACCUGAUUCCACAUUCAAUCCACUCAACUUUCAAAAUCAACGAGCAUUGAAUCCUAAGAAGCGAAUAAUUUCACAGCUAGAGGAAGCGAUGGCGCAACAACGACAAUCCCCUUCACCACUUGAUUCUCAUAUAGAGGUUUCCCCAUCUUCUGAUGCUCCCACACCUGCAUCGAGGCUCCCACUGAAAAAACGUCAGUCUGAGGAGGAUACAGUAGGCGAUGGUAGCAGACCAGGGACACCAAGGAAACCAAAACUAGAGAAGGUACGAAUGUCUCUCUCGGAGUACCGUCGUCGUCGUGGUCUGAGUACAGCUUCUGUAGAGUCCACAGGAGCGAAUAAAGCACAGGCACUCCCGCCGGUAGUGGUUCCUGUUUCACUUACCACACCUCCCGGUUCUCCUGCAGUUGAUUUGAAACGACUCGCUCUCCCUUCACUGCCACUCGUUCCACCCACAAGUGAGUUUCCUCUGGGAGGCCCUCGGACACCAAGUGAACCUCCCAGUGAUGAGGAUGAGGAAAAACGAAUGGAUAUUUCUCUGCCAACGCUAUCGACACCAUUUCUUCACCGAUCUCAACAGCCACCUCCCUUGUCGGCACCAGCAUCCUUACCGUCGCCUAUGCAAGGGACCGUUGAACGGUUUCACGAUUCCUUCAGCAUCGAUUCCUCUGAAAAGCCACGUAUGCUGUGGAUUUUCAAAAAUAAUUGUGGUUCUUUUCGCAUAACUUGGUUCGAAACGUUAUCUGAGCUUGAUGCUGAUUUCCUGAAAAUCGUUUUAACUUUGUUAUUUAAAAACCAGUUUGGUCAUCAGUGGAAUGCAGCGAUUUCAUCUUAUGAGCAUAGUUUAAAUGUUACACAUUCUACCAUCGGAUGGGAUGGACCCACAAACAGCUUAAUAACAAACACUUUUAAAGGCUAUGAAGGCGGAGGUGAAAGAAACAUGGAGCUUAUUGCAAAAGAACCACUGAAAUCUUUUUUGGGAAAAGUAUUGCACAUGAAAAGUUUGGUUACAUUUCGUUUUACAUCUCAAAACAAAUUGCUCCAUCCAUCUCAUUUUUCCCCUGAAUAUCAUAACAUUGGAAAGGUUGUUUUUUUUAAUUCGUGCAUAUUUAUGCCUUCUUACAAAUACCAGAGAACACAAUGA
Messenger RNA from Echinococcus granulosus, 3042 nucleotides. RefSeq lists its product as hypothetical. The record is from RefSeq and is a predicted model, not a curated record. Bases 1 to 3042 code for a protein of 1013 amino acids. NCBI's taxonomy places the organism in Eukaryota, Metazoa, Platyhelminthes, Cestoda, Cyclophyllidea, Taeniidae. The transcript is spliced from 11 exons.